CCACCUCUGAGCUUCCCCAGUCAGCUUCCACAUUAACGAAGAUGAGAAAAGCUUCCGCCCGAAGCAGCGUGCCUCACAUCGCAAGUUCGGAGACGAUGUGCCGACUGCCGGGCAGUGUGGGUUCCAUCAGCACGGGGGCGGGGUUCCUCACCACGCCGAGACUACAGGACGACUACAUGACACCAUCAGAGACCCAGGUGGAGAGCAGGUCCGCGUUCGGCCACGGACGAUUCCAGAAGACGAUGCUCCUCUGUGCACAGCUGGCAACCAUGCUCGCCUACUCCUACAGCUUCACACUACUAUUCAUCGAUCUGGAACCGGUCGAGCACUGGUGCGCGUCGCCGGAGCAGUUCGCCAACCUAUCCGAGCAGCUGUGGAAGGACACCGCCAUCCCACGCGACUCGAACGGGGACUUCAAACAGUGCGAGCGUUACGAUCCACUGGAAGCGCCAGCUUUGCCACUAGCGACGUCCACGUUCCGUCCUGGAGGCCCCGUGUCAGACCAUCUGGAAGCCAGCACCCAGUCACCUGUGACAAUAGACCGGACCAACGCCAGCGAGGUUCGUGUGAGAGCUUCGCCUAUGGACCUGGUACCCCGGGCAGAAAUGCCAUCGCCCGCUGGGACAUGGUCUGCGACAGGUCGUGGUACCAGGCACUCUUGAAAGCGGCGUACACAGGAGCGAGUGUCUUGGCCAUACCAUGCGUAGGCAUAGCGUCGGACAAGUUCGGUCGCCGCCCCGUUCUCCUCUGGGCUUCAGGCCUGGUGGUGUUGUCGGGUGUGGCUACCUGCCUGGCGAGCUCCUUCUUAGUCUACGCUCUCCUACGCUGCCUCUCGUCGGCUGCCUGCAGCGCCAUAGAAGUGAUCUCGUUUAUUCUACUCUUCGAGAGCACACAGCCUGGACCGCGGGCGCCCUACUGUGCCCUGGCCAUAUGCUGGCCCACGCUGCUCGCUCCAAUAUACGUCGCCGCACUCGCCACCUUGAUAAAGGAUUGGGUCAUGUUCAACUUGAUGGUCCUGCUACCAUCGGCGCUCCUGCUGGUGACCGCUGGGCUAGUCGAGGAAUCCCCGCACUGGCUGCUCGUGAGCCUGCGCUUCGAAGAUGCCGAGCGCGUCGCCGUGUACGCGGCCAGAUUCAACGACGAGGACACGGACCGAGUGCGGAGGCGCAUCGACGCCAUCCGGCACGCAGCCACCGUGAACAAACCAGGAGGUCGAGCCGCACCGCUUCUGGAGGCUGCCAAGCGAUCCCUGGCGGCUACAGCUCUGUGCGGUGGAAUGGCAUACCGAAGUUUCGUCAUGAGCGUAGCCUGGUUCACAUUGUUCCUCAUUUACUACGGCGGAUUGGCGACCGACAGCAAGACGGUAAGCCGCGACUACGAGCUCGCCAAGUGGGUCGUGGUGAUCGGCAACGCGCCGGCGAUGGCGGUCGCCUACUUCCUGGUCAAGCACCACGACCACCUUGCCGCUAUCGUUCGCGUGAUGUCCACGGUGGGUAUGGCUCUCGCCUUCCAUGCUGCUCUGGUGGCCUUUGGACUGCCGCUGCCGCUCACCGUGCUCAUCAUGUGGGUGAAGCUACUCCUGAACAUCACCUACGUCGUUUUGUGCGUGGAAACCGUCGAGAUGUUCCCGACCGAAAUGCGUAGUGUCGGCUUCUCUGGUGCCUACAUGUGGGGCAGGCUGGGUGCCACUUCAGCCAGUGCCAUUAAGGACCUCGAGGACCAGCUGACAGGAAGUGCCAAGGCCUUGCCGGUUGCCCUGUGUGCUCUCUGCUUGUCCCUGUCAUCGCUGCUCUUGGUGACGCUAAGCAACGAGGAGUCACCUGAUGCGGCAGUGAUGGCACUGAUGUGGAAUGACGAGAGACAGAAAGAACCGAAGCACUAACGCGGUCGUGUGCCACUUAGGCGAUCCUUAAUCUCAAUCCUCGCGUACGCCUUCUCGUCGACCACUGAGAACUAUGAGCAUAUGUGAACUGCUUGUGUUCUUACGUAUGGGUUAGAUUUUAUUGUGCUAUUUGUAAUAGAUCACUAAUCGAUGCCAGGCUGCAUUAAGGUAUUUUAUUUCGCAAUUUUAAACGGCGAUUUGUCGCGUCUUUUAAUUUCAGGUACUACAUAUCAUUGUCGUUUUUAAUUUGUUUGAACUCAUUGUCUCUCGUAAAUAGCGAUAAAUGUCUGCGUUCCGAUGAACUUUGGUCGGCAACGUUCAUUUCAUUGAUUGCACGACAAUUGUGAGUUCUAGCCACCUUCUUAUUUCGGUUUCCGCAAUAGGAGAUACAAAUGAUCGCUGCGUGCUAAGUCUGAUAAUAUUUCACGCUUUCCACCGGCUUUAUAUAGCAACCAAAAGUGUCACCGUCUACCUCCUACCCCCAGUGUAUGUCGUCCCGACAUUCUUAAGUGUUGGCUUCAAGUAGCACGCCCAUGUUGACCGUUGGUGCAAGGGUUUUCAAAAAAUUCACUUUAUUCUCGGUACUUCUUGAGAAGGCAAGAGGCUCUUCUGUGAUCCCCGAGCUCACCGGUUACAUGCCCAAAGUAUGUAUGGUGCCAGCACGUUAAGGUUCCCCAAAAUCGAAAAAGAGCCGCCUUGCGAUGCCUGGGCAUAUGAAAACCGCAACUGCAAGUACGUUGCUGGAAAUCAUGACAGCGCCAGGUUGGCCUGAAGGGUCUCACAGACGGUCCUCGCUACUACAGACUUUAUUGAACCUCGUGCCCACUUUUUUUACUGGAUUAAAAUACAGAACACAUGCAGAAGUUUCCAAUUAUUCCGAAGCACAGCCCACUUUUCUUGCCCUUGUUCUGGCAGUACUCGUUGCAGCCGGAAGGAUCGCGGCAAUCACAACCUGCACGUUCAGGAAAACUUUGUAGUGCACAGAUGAUUCUUCACGGACAGUACUCAAAC
Molecule: messenger RNA, 2893 nt
Organism: Rhipicephalus sanguineus (brown dog tick)
Lineage: Eukaryota; Metazoa; Arthropoda; Arachnida; Ixodida; Ixodidae
Product: solute carrier family 22 member 6-B
Exons: 6
Coding region: 626-1882 (418 amino acids)
Biological process (GO): transmembrane transport
Cellular component (GO): membrane
Molecular function (GO): transmembrane transporter activity
Source: RefSeq, a predicted model, not a curated record